This is a messenger RNA of Cinclus cinclus, 1775 nucleotides long. It is a transcript of the gene ISG20L2, whose product is annotated as interferon stimulated exonuclease gene 20 like 2. The transcript has 3 exons. Bases 92 to 1108 code for a protein of 338 amino acids. Gene Ontology annotation, molecular function: 3'-5'-RNA exonuclease activity; nucleic acid binding. The record is from RefSeq and is a predicted model, not a curated record. Lineage: Eukaryota; Metazoa; Chordata; Aves; Passeriformes; Cinclidae. Gene Ontology annotation, cellular component: nucleus.
GCGAGUCCUGCGUGUCGGGGAUCCCCGGUGCCGAGCGGUCCCGCCGCUGAGCCGCCUCUCCGCACCGCAGCGGCCCUGUCCUGGUCCCGCCAUGGACGAUUUGAUGCUCAACGUGGACUUCGCCGCCCCCGAGUGCCGCCCGAAAAAGGAGCCGGGGAACCGAAAGCACCAGCGCUUCGUGCGGCGGCGGCGAGAGUUGGAGCGCCGAGGGGUCCUGCGGCAGAAGCAGCUCCCGGCGGCAGCGGGCGGACCCCGGCGGGCCCCAGGACGGGGGACGGGGCGCGGCCCGGGGAAGCCGCGCUCGGGCCAGCCCAGGUCGUGCCCCAAAGAGAACGGCCCUGCCGCCGCCCCCCGAUGCCCCCCGGUCUCCCAGAACGGACUCUCCGGGACCGAUGCUUCCGCUAAGACCAAGGCGAAGAGUCGGGGGACGGCUCGGGGCUCUGCCAACGCUGUCGGAGACCCCCCGGCAUCGCAGAACGACUCCACUGGAACUGGUGCUCCCGCUAAAACCAAGGGGAAGGGUCGGGGGGCACCUCGGGGCAACCCCAAGACCGCCGGUGCCCCCCCGGCGCCCCCCAAGCUGGUGGCCAUAGACUGUGAGAUGGUGGGCACGGGGCCCGGCGGGCGCACGAGCGCCCUGGCCCGGUGCAGUAUCGUCACCUACGAGGGCGAUGUCGUGUACGAUCAGUACGUGCGGCCCGAGGCGCCCAUCGUGGAUUACCGGACCCGCUGGAGCGGGAUCCGGCCGCGGCACAUGGCCUACGCCGUGCCCUUUCGCAGGGCACAGCAGGAGGUGCUGCGGGUCCUUGCUGGGAAGGUGGUGGUUGGCCAUGCCAUCCACAAUGACUUCAAGGCACUCCGGUACUCCCACCCCAAAGCUCUCACCCGGGACACGUCCCAGAUCCCCCUGCUGAACCGCCGUGGUGGCUUCCCAGAGAACGUGUCCAUCUCCCUGAAGCGCCUGACCAAAGCCCUACUGAACCAGGACAUCCAGGUAGGAAAAAGUGGUCACUCCUCGGUGGAGGAUGCCCGAGCCACCAUGGAGCUCUACAAGGUGGUGGAGGAGGAGUGGGAGCAGCACCUGCGGCAGAACCCGGAGCAGAAGUGACACCCUGGGGGGCUCAGAGUGACGCCCCCUGCCUGGUCCUGCCUCUGGGAGGGCUCACAGUGAUGCCCCCAGGCCUGGUCUUGCCCCUUGGAGGGUCCUGUGAGUGCUGAGGGGCUGCCCCAGUCCUUGGAUGACAAGGACCCAGGAGUGACGUCCCUCAUCCCCAAACCUGGUGUGCCUUAUUGUGCUGCUGCUGUUCCGUCCUGUUCUCCCCGGGAUGUGGAGAGAGCUUGGGAUGGUGCCUGACCCAAGAGGGGUCUCUGGGACCCUGCACCCCCCAGACACUUUGGGGCUGCUGCUGGUCCUGAUCUGGGAGUGACGCUGGGGCAUCCUGAGUACAGCCCCCAUCCCUGGGGCUUUGGGAAUGGAGCGGGCUCCUUCUUCUUCUCAAAACUACCUCUGUCAGCGCGGGGAGCUGCCGAUGUACCCCGAGACCCAGUGCAGGGGUGGGUGGGACUCAGAUCUCUGUGGAAAGUCCCCACUCAGCUCUGGGAGUUGCUUUGGUGGUUAAGUUCCACCUUCCUCAUUGUGCAAGGGGCGGGACAAACCUGGCCAUGGGGAGUAGCAUCGCCCUGUUUGCGUGCCUGAGCCCCUCCGAGCUGCGAGUCCCCCCCUGGCUGGCCCGGGGACACCCCCGGCACCGGAGGGCGGCCACACCCUGAAGGCG